ACGAAGUGUUGUUGAGCUUUAGAGGUGAAGAUACUCGCAGAAGCUUCACAGCCCCCCUCUACGGCUCUACAUGUCACUGCUUUAUGGAUGAUAACAAAGGAACAUGAGAGUUUUAGUAUUUUCGUCCAUGCUACCAAUGGCUACCAGCAGGAAAGCCGAAGAAUCCCGACCAAGAAAAAGGAAAGCCGAUGAAUCCUCCUCUUCAUCUGACUCAUCCUCCUCAAAUCAUUGGAUUUAUGAGGUUUUCUUGAGCUUCAGGGGUGAAGACACGCGCAACACCUUCACGGGCCAUCUCUACCUGGCCUUAAAGGACGCUGGAAUCAAUGCUUUCAUCGACGACAACGAACUUAGAAGAGGUGAAAAUAUAACUGAGGAACUGGUGCGGGCAAUCCAAGGGUCCAAGAUCUCUGUCAUCGUCUUUUCAAGGAAGUAUGCGGAAUCCAGUUGGUGUCUUGAGGAGCUAGUGAACAUCAUGGACUGUAGAACAACACUGGGGCAACGAGUCUUUCCACUAUUCUACCAUGUUGAUCCUUCAGAUGUCCGGAAACAGAGUGGUAGUUUCGCAGAGGCAUUUGAUCAGAAACAUGGAGACAAAGAUGAAGAUAAGGUCAAGAGGUGGAGAGCUGCUCUUACUGAAGCUGCAAAUUUGUCUGGCUGGGAUCUUAAAACCAAAGCUGAUGGGCAUGAAGGGAACUUUAUCAGGAUGAUUAUUAAGGAGAUCACUAAAUAUCUCAAUAACACAGACUUAAAUGUAGCAGACAAUGAAGUUGGAAUAGACUCUCGUAUGCAAGAUAUUAUUUCUCAUUUAGGUGUUGGAACAUCACAUGACGUUCGCAUUGUUGGAAUUUGUGGUAUGGGGGGGAUCGGAAAAACCACAGUUGCAAAGGCUCUUUACAACAAAUUUCGUCAAAGCUUUGAAGCUUCAAGUUUCCUUCCUGAUGUCAGGGAAACUGCUAUGCAGAACAAUGGUAUGGUUAGUUUGCAAGAAAGCCUUCUAUCUGAUAUCUCUAAAACAAGCAUGGCAGAGGUACGUCAUGAUGACAGAGGGAUCAAUGUGAUAAAAAACAGGAUCGGAUGUAGAAGGGUAUUUGUCGUAAUUGAUGAUGUCGACCAAGUGGAGCAAUUAAAGGCUUUAGCAAUAGGCCGUGACUCAUUUGGAUUAGGAAGCAGAGUCCUUAUAACAACACGAGAUGAACAUUUGCUAAAGCAACUUUCAGUGGAGUCUAUAUAUCAAGUUCGGUUGAUGGAUGAAGAAGAAUCUAUCAAACUCUUUAGUUUGCAUGCCUUUAAAACUCAUUGUCCCCCUAAUGAAGAAUAUCUUAGACUCUCAAGAAGGGUUGUUUAUUGCUGUGGAGGUUUGCCACUAGCUCUAAAAGUUCUUGGUUCGUUUCUAGUUCAAAGAAGCCCAAAAUUUUGGGAAAGUGAAAUCAAGAAAUUGCAAACAAUUCCUCCACUCGAAGUUCAAGAAAAGCUCAAGAUAAGUUUUGAUGGGCUAAAUGAUGAUAUAGAGAGGGACAUAUUCCUUGAUAUAUCAUGUUUCCAUAUCGGGAAGAAGAUGGACAUUGUCAAACAAAUAUUGGAUAGUUGUGACCUUUUUCCAGAUUCAGGAAUUCAGGUCCUCGUUCAACGUUGCCUCGUAAUUGUUAAUAAUAAAAACGAGCUAAUGAUGCAUGAUUUGCUUCGCGACAUGGGUAGAGCAAUUGUCCGUGCAAAAUGCCGCGACAACCCUGGAAAAUGGAGUAGAGUGUGGCGCUCGGAAGAUGCAGUAGAGGUAUUGAGGGACGAAUCUGGAUCUGAUGAAAUUCAAGGACUCACUCUUGACAUGUGGAGCUUAGAAUCAGAGAAAAGGGCUAAAUUAAGGACAAAAGCAUUUGCAAAAAUGAAGAGACUGAGAUUUCUAGAACUCGGUCGAGUCGAGCUCACUGGAGGCUACAAAUAUCUCCCCAACAAGUUAAGAUGGCUCCACUGGACUGAAUUCCCUCUAAAGUUCAUACCAAAAGACUUUCAUCUAGGAGAAGCAGUUGCUAUCUACCUGCCAUUUAGCAAACUCAUAUACGUUUGGGAAGAUUCUGGGGUCCUUGCGAAGUUGAAGAUCCUUAAUCUUAGUGAUUCCUAUUCCUUAAAACAAUCACCUGACUUUUCAACUAUUCCCAAUCUGGAGGAGUUGGUCCUCAAAAGAUGUUGGAAAUUGGCAGAGGUUCACCAGUCCAUUGGAGGACUUAAAAGGCUUUCUUUGCUAAAUCUUGAGGGCUGCAAAAUUCUUGAGGAGCUUCCAAGAAGUUUCUAUAAGUUAAAAUCUAUAGUAACUCUUGUUCUUAAUGGCUGUGAAAGAUUUGAGAAAUUGGAUGAGGAAAUAGGGGACAUGACAUCGUUGUCUACUUUGCGUGCAAAUUGCACAGCACUACCGUCUUCCAUUGUGACAUUAAAGAACCUGAAAUGUUUAUCUCUACUACGUUGGUCUUCCUUCAGAGAAAUUAUGAGGAUUACCUCGAAAUCUCUCUUGUCGACACCUAAUUUCCCUAAUCUCAAUUUGCCUCCUUCAGUUCAAGGCUUAAGCUCUUUAGUUGAUCUAUCUAUCAAUGGCUGCAAUAUACCUAAUGUUCCUAAGGAUCUUGGAAGUCUAUCUUCCUUGAAAAGUUUAGAUAUAAGACGUUGUUACUUGCAAAGCCUGCCAAGCCUCAGAGGCCUCUCCCAGCUUGAAGACCUAUGCUUGGUUGAUUGCAAUCUUACCGACGAAUUGAUAAAGGUUAUGGAUCUUGGGAGUCUUUCCUCUUUGAAAUUGUUAGAUCUAGAUGAUAACGGUUUCAGUAGCCUUCCAAGCCUCCGUAGCCUUUCUAAACUUGUCGAUCUAGGUUUGAGAAGGUGUACAAACCUUGUUGCAAUCCCAGAUUUACCAACAAGUCUAACGGACCUCCGUGCUUCCGAAUGCACUGCAUUGGAAGUAAUGCCUGACUUGGAUGAAUCUGUGAAAAGCUCCCUGAGGCUGCUUGAAAUGGAAGGGUGCAUCAAUAUCACUGCUACUUUCAAGGAGAAAAUUCUACAGGGAUAUAACUUCGUACACAACUUUGGCAUAUUUCUCCCUCCGAGUGACAUUCCUGAGUGGUUCCCGUGGGUCAAUGAGGGUGGCAGAAUAAAUUUUCAAGUGCCUGCAAUUAGGGGGAGUAAUGUAAUAGCCAUCACUCUGUGCUUCACUCUUUUAAAAGAUGAUAUUCGUGAGCCAAAAGUUGUACGUUGUGGCCUUGAGGUUGCAAACCAUACCAAGCUCACCAGAUAUUACAUUGCGUCAACGGAAUCAGGCCAUGAAAGCUGUCCCCGUCAUUACGAGUAUCUUUGGCUGGGACAUUUUCCCAGCUAUUCGUUCAAUUUGGAAGGAGGCGACUUUGUUGAAGUUUUGAUAACAUCACGUCCAUCUUUCGGAGUGAAGAAAUCAGGGGUCAGUCUCGUAUGGGAUACCAAACAGCCAGAGUUAUGUCAGGGUAGGUAG
Molecule: messenger RNA, 3484 nt
Organism: Rosa rugosa (rugosa rose)
Lineage: Eukaryota; Viridiplantae; Streptophyta; Magnoliopsida; Rosales; Rosaceae
Product: disease resistance protein RUN1-like
Exons: 6
Coding region: 104-3484 (1126 amino acids)
Biological process (GO): signal transduction; defense response
Molecular function (GO): protein binding; ADP binding
Source: RefSeq, a predicted model, not a curated record